This is a messenger RNA of Sphaerodactylus townsendi, 1000 nucleotides long. RefSeq names its product E3 ubiquitin-protein ligase RNF186-like. Gene Ontology annotation, biological process: protein ubiquitination. Lineage: Eukaryota; Metazoa; Chordata; Lepidosauria; Squamata; Sphaerodactylidae. Gene Ontology annotation, molecular function: ubiquitin protein ligase activity. The record is from RefSeq and is a predicted model, not a curated record. The transcript has a single exon. The coding region runs from base 1 to 894 and encodes 297 amino acids.
AUGGAACCGGAAGCGAUCUCUCCUGGAACCGCCAGUGGGGAAACAAGCGAGUGUGAAUCUGCUGAAGAAAAAGUGGCAGGGACGGACAAUUGCAGCGCCUCUGAAGACCAUGAUAAAAACACAGACCACGUAGGAUGCGGGACUCCAGAUUCCAAAGAAAAGAAUGCGGCGUCUUAUGUGAAACUGCAGUCUCUGCAAACCUUGGACCAACUACUUAUGGGCAGGAAAUACACAACGUUCCAGAUGUCACCACUGUCCGUACCUGCUUCUUUGGGUUGUUCUGAUAGUUCGGCCAAUCAGGGAGACUUUGGACGCUCUUCCGACGGCUCAGCCGCAGACAUGGACUGCCUUGUCUGCUUCAACCGCUACAGUUGCAGCCGGCCCCCCAAGGUUCUCGCCUGCCACCAUGUCUUCUGCGCGGUCUGCCUGAAGCUGAUGCUGCGGAAUGAAGAUAAUGCCUGGAGAAUUAUUUGUCCCGUCUGCCGGAAAGUCACCACCGUCUUCGGAGGGCUUAUUUGCGGCCUCCCCAAUAAAGUGGGCAUUGGGCACUUGGCCGAUCCUGGCCCAAAUGCAGAGAUGCAUUUCUCUCCGGACGCUCUUAGUGGAACGCUGGUGAUUCACAGCACUUUCUCUAUCAGCCAAGGUGAAGAACACAGUAACAGGGUGGCUGCCAAGAGGCUGCUCUUUCUCAUCUUGCUGUUGAUGAGCGUCAUGCUUUUCGUGCUCCCCUUCCUGUACGGUGGCCUGUUGACGUGGACCCUUUGCUUUGCUGUCAUUCUGGGACUGAUCGUGGCCGGGGUGCUUUGUUGCAAUCCUAACUGGAGCUGCAGCCGUUCAAACAUUUUACCCCCUUGCGGGCGAACGAGCAUGAGCCACAUCACAUCUGCUGCCUGAAACGGUCCUCGGGAAGGGACGCCCUGGACCUUAGAAAAGUUCCGCCAGCAACUUCCAUCUGGCAAAGAUUUCAAACAGGUUGUGCCAUUGAACUGCCUCUGAUUCC